CUUGCUUUGUUAAUUAAUUCAUCAUGGCUUCAUUUGAUCAUCAACAAACUAGGAAAAGGCUCAUAAUAAAAUUAUCUUAUCCACAUGGUUCUCAAGAAGAUGAUUCUCAAGCUCAAGGAAGCAACAAGAAAAGAAGAAUGGAAAAGCCAAUAGUUUCUUGCUAUUGGCUUGAUGCAAACCAACCACUACAAAAGAAGGAUAACAAGAAGAUCGACUCAAAGUUUCAUGCAAUAGAUCACUCAAAGGAUAAACCCUCUUGUUGCCUAAAGAAGAAGAAUGAUUGCAAUGGUGGAACUGAGUUGAUGGUUAAGGAAGAGAAGAAAAAGAAGCCAAUGGAACAUUACAAAAGAAUGCAAUGUUGGGUUAUUGUGAAGAGGAUGGUAGAAGGAAGAGAUGGUUGGGCUUUGAAAGCACCUCUUGAUAUCAAGUUUUUGAAGGGUUGCUUAGAGAACAAGUCAAAAGUGAAGAAGGCAAUUGGUUUGAAAGAUAUUGAGGGCAAAUUGAAAUCAUAUUCAUCGCCUGAUGAAUUUGCUGAUGACAUGAGGUUUGUAUUCAAUCAUGGAAUGUGUUACCCUCGAAGAGAUGAUGUUUUCAGAAUUGCAGCAAGACUUAGUGACACUUUUGAGUACAAGUGGAAGGUUUUGAAGAAAGAGUGGGCACUUGAGGAGAAAAGAUUGAUGAAGGACAGGAAUCAUAAGAGGAAGAGGGAAUCACAAUCACUGUGUCCAAUGAUUAGAUAAA
This is a messenger RNA of Trifolium pratense (red clover), 741 nucleotides long. Its product is annotated as transcription factor GTE5, chloroplastic-like. Gene Ontology annotation, molecular function: protein binding. Lineage: Eukaryota; Viridiplantae; Streptophyta; Magnoliopsida; Fabales; Fabaceae. The transcript has a single exon. The coding region runs from base 24 to 740 and encodes 238 amino acids. The record is from RefSeq and is a predicted model, not a curated record.